GAAAAAGUACUAUCGGGAAUAUGCUAUUAAAAGCAUGCGGAAAUCAUAACGAAUUAUUUGAAAAGUAUAAGGGACCCUAUGACGGACAUGGUGGAGAUGGACGUAAUCAGCAGCAACUAAAAACUGCCAAACUUUCUAUAGGUGAAGAAAAUUUUAUCUUAGUGGAUACACCGGGGUUCACAAAUGAAAAAACUAGUACAAAUAGAACAUGGAUAGAAAUUGAUAAAGCUAUCGAUAAUUCAUUUGAACAUGGAAUUCAAGGACGGCGUUUUGCAUCAGAUAGAAGGUCUCAUUUAGAUGAAUGCAUGAAAAAAUUAAAUAAUGAAAAUGUAAUAAUAGUAUUUACAAAAUGCACCAAAGUACAAACUGAAGCUCCUAAAAAUAUUGAAGAUUCUUUUGCGAAUUUUAUUAAUGAAUAUAUUGCCAUCGAUGGGUUGUUGCACCAGACCCUGAUAUUUAUGAUGAAUAUAAUGCUAUAG
Molecule: messenger RNA, 479 nt
Organism: Racocetra persica
Lineage: Eukaryota; Fungi; Glomeromycota; Glomeromycetes; Diversisporales; Gigasporaceae
Source: the annotation of a GenBank genome assembly